AUGGAUGACAUUCGAAAGGUCGCUGCUGAAGGAUGGCAUUUGAAGGGAAGAGUAGCCUUGUCGCCAAUGGGGAAAGGAUUUAUCCUCUUUCAGUUUGAGCUGGAAGGUGAUAUGGCUAACAUCUGGAGAAGGAAUCUGAUAAAAGUCCGUAGUCAUUUCAUUCGUUUUCAACGAUGGAAACUAGAUUUCGAUGUCAAUGAGGUGCACAAACCUACCAAGCUUGUUUGGAUCAGAUUUCCAGAUCUCCCUCUAGAAUACUGGCACGAGAAGAUACUUCUUUCGAUGGCCAAGGGGGCGGGGAGGCCAGUGGCAUUGGACAAACGUACAAGGUCGGCUGCAAUGGGAAAUUUUCCACGAGUCCAAGUGGAGGUGGUGAUAGGGGCUAGAAGGGUGGAGGAACUUCAUGUAGAAAGAAAACAACCUGGUUCAGAUGAGAUAUUCUGGUUCAAACAAAUAAUAUUAUAUGAAGAUGACAUGUACAAAUGCAGUUUCUACAAAAAGGUGGGUCAUGCCUUUGCUGAAUGUAGGGAGAGGAAAAUUCUCUCUGAUCGUACUAGAGAGAAAGAAGAUUUAGUGGCAGCGGCCAUGGCGGAGAGUGGUGGUGCUGAGCGGACAGAGGCUGCUCAUGGUGGUGAAUUUCCAGAAAAUCUAGUUUCCAAUUUGGGAAAAUCUCCUUCCCAGAUUAGGGGAGAUUCUUCCUUAUCUCACUCUCAUUCAAGGGAGAAUAUUCCAUUGUAUAUGGAAGGAGUUCAAACGCAUGGAGAGUUUGAAAUUGUCAUUCCUUUUGAGAAGAGUCAGAAUUUGGAAUCUUCUAAGGAGAAUAUUGAGGUGAAUAACGGCUCAAAUGACCCUGAUUUGGCUCUUGAUAGUGGAUCCAUUGCUGGAGCGGAUGAUGGAUCGGAUCUUGGACCAGGGUUGGAUCCUAAAGAAGUCCAAAAUGAGGACGUUCAAAAAGUUCAUAGGGUGACUCAAUCAGAAGUUGUUAUGCAGCAGGAAUACUCAUAUGGAGCGAUGGCAGUUCAUCAUUUGGAUGUGGAGGCAGUGGACAAUCAAGCUUUGGAGCAAGAGGGAAGCAUGGAGGAGAGAAGGAAACAGAAAGGGAAGAACAUGACUUCCCAUGAGCAGACCUUUCGUAAGUCUGAUCGGUUGGCUCUCCAAAAAAAGUGA
Messenger RNA from Macadamia integrifolia, 1167 nucleotides. RefSeq lists its product as uncharacterized. Bases 1 to 1167 code for a protein of 388 amino acids. The transcript has a single exon. Lineage: Eukaryota; Viridiplantae; Streptophyta; Magnoliopsida; Proteales; Proteaceae. The record is from RefSeq and is a predicted model, not a curated record.